CACAGUCGUCAAAAUGUCUGCCGAUCAGCCUCUCCCCUUCAUCUACCAGUUCGCCGCAGGCGCCAUUGCCGGUGUCUCGGAGAUUCUGGUGAUGUACCCUCUUGACGUUGUCAAGACCCGAGUCCAACUGCAGACUGGUUCCGGUGCCACCGCUGAGUACAAUGGCAUGCUUGACUGCUUCCGCAAGAUCAUCAAGCAGGAGGGUUUCUCCCGUCUCUACCGUGGUAUCUCUGCCCCCAUUCUCAUGGAAGCUCCCAAGCGAGCUACCAAGUUCGCCGCCAACGAUGAAUGGGGCAAGGUCUACCGAAAGAUGUUUGGUAUGGACAAGAUGAACCAGCCUCUCUCCGUCCUCACCGGUGCCACUGCUGGUGCCACCGAGUCUUUCGUCGUCGUCCCCUUCGAGCUCGUCAAGAUUCGUCUGCAAGACAAGGCCUCUGCUGGAAAGUACAACGGCAUGGUCGACUGUGUCGUCAAGACAGUCAAGAAUGAGGGUCCUCUCACCCUCUACCAGGGUCUCGAGAGCACCCUGUGGCGCCACAUCCUCUGGAACGCCGGUUACUUCGGCUGCAUUUUCCAGGUCCGACAAAUGCUCCCCAAGGCUGAGAACAAGAAGGCUCAGAUCACCAACGACCUCAUCUCUGGUGCCAUUGGUGGUACCUUCGGAACCGUGCUUAACACUCCUCUUGAUGUUGUCAAGAGCCGAAUUCAGAACACCCCCAAGGUCGCUGGCCAGGUCCCCAAGUACAACUGGGCUUUCCCUGCCGUCGGAACUGUGCUCAAGGAGGAGGGUUUCAGUGCUCUGUACAAGGGUUUCUUGCCCAAGGUUCUCCGUCUUGGUCCCGGAGGUGGUAUCCUCCUGGUCGUGUUCACAACUGUUAUGGAUACCUUCCGUAGCUGGCACUACCCCGUUACCAGUGCCCUUAAGAACUAGAUUGUAAAAUGAGAACAAGGUCAAACGAGCAUAGAAAGAUACCAAAUCACAUUUAGGCGGUCUCGGGGGGCGUCCAAUUCUGGAACAGCAUGCUAGAAUCUGAUUAUUACAUGCGCAUUCUGUCAAUCCCGAUUAGAUGAUGUAGAGGAGCAAGAACAGGGCGUUUUGCUUCGAUGUAAGCUGCAGCAUUGAAUAGAGCUUGAGUCAAGCCAUUGUA
Fusarium graminearum PH-1 is the source of this 1148-nucleotide messenger RNA. Its product is annotated as 2-oxodicarboxylate carrier 2. The coding region runs from base 14 to 931 and encodes 305 amino acids. The record is from RefSeq and is a predicted model, not a curated record. Gene Ontology annotation, biological process: transmembrane transport. Lineage: Eukaryota; Fungi; Ascomycota; Sordariomycetes; Hypocreales; Nectriaceae. The transcript is spliced from 7 exons.